Halteromyces radiatus is the source of this 1006-nucleotide messenger RNA. RefSeq lists its product as uncharacterized. Lineage: Eukaryota; Fungi; Mucoromycota; Mucoromycetes; Mucorales; Cunninghamellaceae. The record is from RefSeq and is a predicted model, not a curated record. Bases 47 to 928 code for a protein of 293 amino acids. The transcript has 3 exons.
UUUUUUUUUUAAUAUCGUUUGAUCUUUGUUCACAUUUUAAAGAAAAAUGUAUUCACCUGAUAAUUAUGAAAUCAUGUCUGAAAUCGUGAUGGUGGCGUGUAUCACGGCUCUAUCAUUGUUUUUUGGUAGAAAGAUCGCCGGUAUUGAAGGACCAGUACGUUAUGUGCGCGGUCUUUUACUGCUUCUUUAUGGUUUAAGUUGGGCAUUUGAUAUGAUCGCAUGUAUGUCUACUAGUACAAACAAUGGUAAUUUCAUCUCUUGUAUGAUUGGUUUCUUCAAUUGUGUUCUUUUACAUACCGUUACCAAGGUGGUUUUGUAUCUUUACUUUAUUGAAAAGGCAUACAUCAUUUCCGUUCCUAAAAGCAAGCGAUUAUCAACUACACUUUAUGUAUGUAACCUCUGUAUGCUAGUACCUUAUAUUGGUCUAGUGAUCAUGAUGGUGAUCUACCGUGAAGAAUUGAUCAGUGCAGAUUUCCCUUAUUUCUGCUCCAUUGGUUAUCAAAAGCCAGCUUCAUUAAUUGUAUUGGCCUAUGAAUUUGUUAUCAAUUUGAUGUUUGCCGGAAUCUUUAUCAAGUACAGUUUCUGGCCCAAUACUGCUCAACAAACCUCUCAUCAAUCAUCUUCUUUGCACAUGAUGGCUAAACGUAAUAUCACCGUUGCUAUUGUUUCUGCUAUCAUGGCCAUUGCUAAUUAUGGUGUGGUGAUUUAUUAUGAUGGUGCUCCUCGUGGCUUGAUGGCAAUGACUGUCUCUGCUCUGGAUGUGACAGUAGUAGCUGGUGUUGUUCAAUGGGCUACCUCUCAUCCUGCCGAGAUUCAAAGUUUGGAAAAGUUGUUGCAGCGUGGCAAUGGUGAUAAACCUGUCAAACUUGAAAUCAAGCAACAUCAAGAAGUAGUUGUAUUGACUGAAAUGGCUCAUGAUCGAGUGUAGUAUAUCAUAUCAUUAUCUAUUUUCCUCUUUUUUCUUUUUUUUUUUUUAUCCCUUAGUUAGUAUAAACAAUACAAAAAG